Cucurbitaria berberidis CBS 394.84 is the source of this 2199-nucleotide messenger RNA. RefSeq lists its product as uncharacterized. Bases 1 to 2199 code for a protein of 732 amino acids. Lineage: Eukaryota; Fungi; Ascomycota; Dothideomycetes; Pleosporales; Cucurbitariaceae. The transcript has a single exon. The record is from RefSeq and is a predicted model, not a curated record.
AUGCUCAUCCAGUCGAGGAUAGAUCGUGCGACAUAUCUUACUGUAUCCUCACCAGCUGCUAAGACAACAGCAAAUGGCUAUGUUCGCGUCGUACCCUCAUUGAAUGUAGCUCACGAUAAUCUUGCGAGAGAGGAUACCUCAAGCAAGUUUCCAACCGCUGCAUUGCCAGCUUUUUCCGCCACCUUCCAUAGCACCGGUAUUCAAACACAGCCCCUCUGCGACGGCGACCAGUUCAUCGAAAUCUUUGGGUACGACCCCACGCGCGAUGACCUCAAGCGCAGAAUUGGCACAGCUGCGAUCGGCCGCUACAAGACCGAGGGCGAAGUCAAGCCGCACGAACUGGUCUACGGUGCGGCAUUCUCGGUCGCGCAUGUACCUCGACAAAAAGCACUAUACGUAAACGCGGGCUUUCAGACUACAGAUUUUGCCGAGUCCAACAAAGCGCUAGCCAGAGCAAAGGUUAAAGCAUCAAUGGUAGCUAAGAAGUACCGGCGAGUUGCCGAAGCGGCGGGAUACAGGGUGUGGGCAGAGUCGAAAGAUGAGAGGGUGAUACAUUCUGAACAAUACGCCGUCAAGAUCGAGCUUGAUGCAGAGGGUAACGCAUUCGAUGCGGAUAUAACGGGGCACCUUUUACCGAACAUCUACGGCGUAGAGAUCGAAUCAGCCCUCGACUGUUCCGGCUCAAUCCAUAAUCCAACACAUACAAAUACGCACAAGGUGUUCUCGCAGCGUGACACUGCUAUCGACCUGGAGAUACUGCGCCCGAUCCCUGCACUGGAACCGUCGACUCGAGAGUCAGACCCUGACCCAGAGCCUAUAGAAGACUAUGGAUAUGAAAUAUCACUACGAGGAGAGGAUUCAGAUAUGAUAUUUGAAAAAGAUGCUCAAGAGAAGGCUGUCAAACCUGAGAACCCGAGCGGUACGGUAAAUUCGCCUAUACAUACGCAAACUGAUGUAUCAGUACCACCAAAGUCAAGUCUCGUCUCUCCGUCUUACAAAAUCGACAGAAAGGCUAGUAAAGCGUCGCGCCUCCAAAAACAAAGGCCGGGAAGGUCGUUGCAAAUCUCCACUUCGCGAAAGAUAGGAGAAUCGCCUACUGUCGAGUCUAGCAUACCCACUGGAGAGGACAAUGACAGAAAGCAACAUGGUUCUUUGCGUGACACUCCCCAAAGGACAGGCGCAAAGCAUAGUAGUAGAGCCCGAAAAGGUCAAGUGGGGCCGCUAUCAGAGUUGCGCUCUGAGGAUGUACCGCGUAGCCCUAAAGUACAUCGCACCAUAGAUCAGCCGCCUCGUUCAAGCACAAUUUCAGAGCUGGCCCUUUCAACACCAGGCAGAAAGCCACCCGGUCGGGUACCUAACAACAAACCUCGGAAGAUCAGAAGCACAAUCAGAGAGGAAGAUGACAUAGCCUCUAAAGAGACAAAAGGUGCAGAUGGUCCGAAUUCUCCUCCGAAAGCAAACCAAGUGUCUGUUGAUCUGGUGCUGGACCAUGAGGUACGGCAUGAUCAAGAAAAGCUAGCAAGGAAGAUCCAGGCCAAUAUUGGUGGUCUGGAAGAGUCCUGGAAGUCGACGUCAAACCAAAAAUCAAAGGGCAACAUCAAAGACACUGCACGACUGCAAACAUCAACAACGCAAAUGCACGACCCACAGACAGAUGUCAAUGCGGAAGACCAACAUGAUCUGUUCACACGAGCACGUGAGAUCGAAGACCGUAGGCGCAAACUUGCUUACGCAGUAGUUGAACAGAAGGAGAUGAACGACGUGGUCCACCGUCAGAGUUACACACCAAAAGGCGUAGUAGUUCAAGACGCUAAACCGCCGCGCAUAGAGCCAAUAGACGAGAUGAUGCGUGCACGUAGGGCGGAGGAACGUCGUCGCGAGCUCCACCACGCCAACAUGAGCAGUCGGAAGCUAUCACGUCAUAUACAAAAGCGUUCUGUUGACAAAACUGAACGAUCAGUGAGCAACGACGAAGAGAGGCGGGAGGAGGGAAUAAUUGCAAACAGGAAGGUCGCAGCGCCACAACCGCGUCGUGUAGUUCGGGAGGAAAUAAAACGGUAUGAUCCGCGAGAUAGAGUGAAGAAGAUCAGGGAGGCAGAAUCUUUUUACUCUGACACCGCAGUGAAAGAUAGGGUAAAUCCAGAGGGAGACAGUACGCGCGAGCGCGAUGAUGGCAACCGGAAGAGACGCAAAAGAUAA